AUGAAGCUAUUGGUACUAGUUACACUCCUGUUGCUCCAGUGUGAGCCUAUUUUCGGCAAUGGCAGUUUCCGCGGUGGCGUCGGGCUCGAAAACGAUCCUGGUUGCCGAGGGCGCUUCAGUGCGCCUUGUGGCGAUCGGAAGACUGUCGACAUCUCCUCCACACCUUCCAUGACACCAACAACCAUGGCCACGACCUCUCCCACAACCACACCAUCAACUGAAACAUCCACAGUUUCGCCCACAAGCCGUACAGUUCUACCAUCGCCGCAAGAUUUUGACGACUCCCGCGAAGAAUACCGACAAUUCUUGCUGUCGGCGAUUCGGGUAGUGUUCGUCGCUACGAUCAGUAUUGGGUUGCUCUGUGUCUGUACAUCAUGGCUCUGCAAGACUUGUUGUAGUAGCAAAGAAGAGGAAGGGACGAGCCCGUAUCCAGCCGAGAUCGAGUGCAAGCCGGAUGCAUGGAUACCCCAAGUAUCAGCCCCUCCUCAAAUGCUGCCGGUAAUUCUCGAAGACGAGUCGUUGGAGACGCCACCACCGUACAACCCAUCGUACAUUGUCCAUGUCUAA
Molecule: messenger RNA, 567 nt
Organism: Seminavis robusta
Lineage: Eukaryota; Bacillariophyta; Bacillariophyceae; Naviculales; Naviculaceae
Source: the annotation of a GenBank genome assembly